UAGAGCAAAAACCCGCCCCGUUGCCAUCCCUUCACCCACUCUGUGUUUUUGCUGAGGAACCUUGGUGAUAUCUUUCUAUAUGCCUAUUAUUGCUGAAUACCUUUACCCUGCACCAUUAUUGCAAUAUUGCUCUCUCUUCUUUACAUUCUCAAAACCCAAUCACUCACUGAUUUAUUUGCUGUUGUUCUGAUCAUCAUACCAUGGCUGAAGCACUUCUUUCUGGCUUCAUCAACGUUGUUGUUAAGAGGCUCAUUUCACCUGAGUUUGUCAACUUGGUGGUGGGCAAGAAACUGGACCGGAAGUUGGUUGAGAAGCUCAAGACUGCUAUCUUGGCUGCAGAAGCUCUGGUCGCCGAUGCAGAGCAGAAGCAGUUUGGGAACGAUCGUGUGAGGAAAUGGCUUGAUAGUCUCAGGGAUGCUCUCUACACUGCUGAUGACUUGCUGGACCGUCUCUUCAUCAAAGCUGAAAUUCGCAACAAGGCACGCAUUCGUGGUCCUCACUUCCUUGAUUUGUCUGUUAGGAAGAUGGUGACUAAGAUAGAAGAUGUGGUAAAAAGAAUAGAAGAUCUUGAGAAACUCAAACAUACCAUUGGUCUGGAAAAGAUUCAAACGGGAGGCUCCUCAUGGAGACCUCCGUCCACUUCUCUUGUGAAGGGGAAUGUGUUCGGCAGGGAUGAUGACCAACAAGCACUAAUGAAGAUGCUCAAUGACAACAAUCAUCAUAACUUGUCCGUCAUCUCUAUUGUUGGUAUGGGCGGUGUUGGUAAAACUACUUUAGCACAAUGGCUCUACAACAAUAAGGAUUUGAUGCACAGGGUUGAUCUGAAAGCAUGGAUUUGUGUCUCUGACAAUUUUGAUGUCGUUGAGACUACAAAGAAUGUUAUAAAGGGGAUCUCUUCAGGUGUUUGUAGUCUUGACAGCUUUGAUUUACUUCAACAACAUUUGAAGGAAAAACUGUCAAAAAAGAAGUUUUUCAUUAUUUUGGAUGAUGUUUGGAGUGAAGAUGCUCACAAGUGGAAUAGUUUUAUCACCCCUUUUCAACAUGGGAGAAAAGGAAGCACUAUUCUUUUAACUACUCGCAACGAAAAUGUUGGUCCAACAGUCCAAAAUUAUAGCUCUUACUCUCUCAAGGGACUGUCAAAUGAUUAUUGUUGGUCUAUUUUUGCGUACAAUGCAUCUUUUCCUGAAUCGAAUGGGAGCUCAGAACUGGAAGAAAUAGGUAGAAAGAUUGUCGAGAGGUGUGAUGGCUUGCCAUUAGCUGCAGAAACACUUGGACGCUUGUUGCGUUCAGAGCGUCGUGCUGAAGAAUGGAAUAACAUACUAUGGAGUGACAUUUGGGAAUUUUCUCCUGCAAAUAGCAAGAUUGUUCCUGCAUUGUUAUUAAGUUACCAUCAUUUGUCUACUCAUUUGAAACAUUGUUUUGUUUAUUGUUCAUUGUAUCCCAAAGAUCAUAAAUUUGAUAAAGAUGAAUUAGUCUUGCUGUGGAUGGCUGAAGAUUUUUUACAACCACCAAGGAGGGGACAGACUUUAGAAGAAGUUGGUUGUCAGUGUUUUGAUGACUUGGUUUCAAGACUAUUCUUCAAGCUGGUCGAGAAUGAUGAUGAGAAGUAUUUUGUGAUGCAUGAUCUCAUGCAUGACGUGGCAACUUUUCUUGCUGGAGAUCUUUAUUGUAGAUUCUCAGAAGAACUUGGUGAAAAAGAAGAGAUGAGUAUUCUAACUCGUUAUUUGUCAUACGAUCAUUCAAUUCCUGAAAAAACAUGCUCCUCUAGUAAAAUAGAAUCUUUGAGGACAUUAUUGCAUAUCAAUCAUGAAACUCGUUUCUGGAAAGCACGUGCAACGUUACCAUGUGACAUAUUGUCAAAGAAUAAAUACUUGAGGGUUUUGUCCUUUGAUAGACUCAAUAUAUUUCCUGAUUCAACAGAUAAAUUGAUCCAAUUGCGCUAUUUGGAUCUUUCUUGGAGUGAUAUUGAGGUAUUGCCCGAGUCAUUAUGCAACUUGUGCAAUCUACAAACUUUGAAAUUAGAAGGUUGUUCGAAGCUGACUGUGUUGCCCAAUGGCUUGUAUAAUCUUGUGAAUUUGCGGCAUCUUGAUAUAAGGAGUAUUCGUUUGAAAGAAAUGCCAAAAAGAAUGGGCAAAUUAAAACAAUUGCAUAUUUUAAGCAAAUUUGUGGUGGGAAAGCAAAAAGACAAUGGAAUCGAAGAGUUAGGAGGGCUUUUAAAUCUUCAUGGAUCACUUGAGAUUCAGAAAUUGGAGAAUGUUGUUGAUGCCAAUGAGGCAAGGAGUGCAAGGAUUAUAGAUAAGAAACACAUUCAGGAGUUAUUGUUGGAAUGGUGUUUAGAUGAUGAGAUGGUUUCAAACACAAAUACUGAUGAACAAGAUAUACUCCAGGGCUUGCAACCGCACCGUGUCUUGAAAGUGUUGACAAUCAAGCAGUACAAAGGUAAAAUGUUUCCAGAUUGGUUGGGGCGUUGUUCCUACAGCAAUAUAACAAGUGUGUCUCUGGAGUCUUGCAAGAAUUGCUGCAUGCUGCCUUCACUUGGACAGCUGCCAUCUCUGAAGUCCCUCCGCAUUGAAAGGUUUGAUGAGCUGAAGAGCAUUGGCAUGGAGUUUUACAAGAAUGAAGGCCAUCAACAUUCUUCACCUAUUGCACCGUUUCCCUCGCUGGAGAGAUUGGUAUUUGAUGAGAUGUCAUGUUGGGAGGAGUGGCACUUACCUGAGUCAGAAGCCUUUCCACAGCUUAAGAGCCUUCAAAUAACAGAUUGUCGAAUGUUAAAGGAAGAUAUGGUUAAUCAGGUAUUAAUGAGAAUCGUUUUUUCCUCAUCGGAUGUUUCCAAAGUGCGCCAACUGGAAAUACGGGAAUAUCAUGAAGGAUGGGGUAAACAUAUGAGACUUGAUGGGGAUAGGUUAUCAAUUAGUGGAUUUGAAUGUGUGGUGGAGUAUGCAUUUAAGUCAAGGAUCAUCCACCAUCUAACUUCUCUCCAAGAAAUACAAAUCUCACGGUGUUCGUCUGUUGCAUCCUUGGGGGGCAAUUGUUUAUCCAAAUCUUUGCAAAAACUCACAAUCAGUAAUUGCAGGGAAUUGGAAUUCCUCCAGCAACAACAGAAAUAUGAUCUGGUAGAGCUACACAUAGUAAACAGCUGUGAUUCAUUGACCUCAUUGUCGCUGGAUUCUUUUCCCAAUCUCGAGAAUCUGGAGAUAAGAGGGUGUUCAAAUCUGGAAUCAGUUUCCAAGUCAGAGCCACCACAUGCUGCUCUUCAACAUCUCACCAUCACUUCUUGCCCAAACUUGACUCAUUUUGAUGUCAGCUAUUGCGACAAGUUGGUGGCAUUGCCACGUGACAUGAAUACUCGUCUCCCAAAUUUACACUCUCUCCACAUACAAGGUUGCCCAAACAUUUGCAGGUUGUCAGGGGGAGGUUUGCCGUCUAACCUGAAAGAGCUUAGGGUAGGAGAUUGCGAGGAACAAGUGAGAGGUCUAUCAUGGUUGGGCAACUUGGACAACCUCACUCAUCUCUCCAUCUCAGGUUGUCGCAGUGGGAGGAUAAUAAAGUCAUACCCAGAGGUGGGUUCGCUGCCUCGCCUUCCCUCCCUUACCACUCUACAUAUCAGUAAGUUUCAUAAUCUGGAGACAUUGGAGUGCAACGAGCUUCUCCGCCUCACCUCCCUCCAACAACUACAUAUUCAUUGGUGUCCAAAUCUGGAGAAUAUGGCAGGAGAAAAGCUGCCUUCCUCCCUCUUACUACUCAAAAUUGAGAGAUGUCCAUUGCUGGGAGAACGCUGCAAGAAGCAUCAACAAAUUUGGCCCACAAUUUCCCACAUCCCCGCCAUUGAAGUCAUUGACUAAGAGGAUUUUUGAAUAAGGAUUUCUCAGCAGGUAGCUUGUGUACAUAUCAAGAUGUAAUCCUAUACAUUGGCUAUAUAUCUUCAUUUAAUUCUAAGUUCAUGUGAGGUGGUAAUUAAGUUGGAUUAAUGUGUUGAGAACCAGAUACUGUUUUUUCUGAUUUUGGCUUAAUGUUAUUGAAAACCAAGGACAUGGUGGAGAAAGUUGGUGGCACUCAUUAGUGAAAAGCUUUUGUUGUUGUUGAUUUGGACUCUAAUGUUACUUCUUCAUCAAACAAUUCCACUGGAAUCUUCAAGCUUUGUUUCCCCAUCAUCCUUCACAAAUUCACUUGUAUCUUCAUCCAGCACUUCCACUGGAAUAUCUUUAGUGCAUAGAUGCGCGAUGAAUCUUGUUUUGCUUUCUCAUUUUGUUCUUCAUUCUUGGAACUACAGUCAGUGACAUCCUCAUCUAUAACUCCCACAGAAAUGGCAUUGCUAGUUGAAGGUCUUGGAAUUGGUAAUGAGACAUCCAUAGAAGAGUACGUAAUAGGUGCUGCUAUUGAUCAUGAACCAAGCAAGAAAGAUAAAGUCUUAUUAUAUGGAUCUGAAGGUGCUGGGCUCUCUUGGGUUGCAAAACCUGUCAUUAUUGCUGGACACAGUUCUAUAAAGCCUGCAUUCAUGAAAAGCAUCUCUCUUGUCACCCUCUUUGAUAGUAUUCAUGAAAGGCUCGCCAAGACAGGAAGCAUUGAGGAGUGCGCUUUUUCCAAAUUCUGGAAGCAUGUUCAGCAGCACAGUUGAGAAUCAUCAUCAUAUAAUAUAUUCAUGUUGUUUGAAUUCUCUUUCAGCACCAAAUGAUCAUGAAAUUCUAAACAUUAAACAUCUGUGUAGUUUGAAGUUCUUCUUAAAGAUAUUGGCAUUAGCUCCUAAUCUACAGCAUUCCUAAUCAGUGCUGUCACAACCUUGUUUAUGCUUCCUUGUAUAGCUUUAAGCAUGAGGCUCAUAGAUAAAUCUGGAAGAGGCAAACGGUAACCUUCCCAUGUUUCUGGUAUGUGAUUGGACAUAGACAAAGCAGAGGGAAACUAAGAGAAUUUGUGUAUUUCCGUCACAACGACACGCUGGAGUUGUCAAAAUUUACCCCUUCAAUUUGGCCACUGGACUAAGGCAACUACUACUCGCCACGAUUCCAGUGUUGAUCGUCUCACUUAUGCUUUUCGUUGUUGGAAACAACAUAGAACAUGAUGGAGAAACUGGAGUGACAUUUAUUAUUGGAAGGCUUUUGUUGUUGUUGGUAUAUUUCUCUAUUCCUCUCUAUAAUUUUAUCUUUGCUGUUUGGUGCAGUGAGAAAAUAAAUGAUAGCUUGAUUUGUGAGAAAAUAAGCUUGUUUCUAUCUUUGCCAAUUCUUUAUGAUAACAGAGUCAGCUUUUGUGUUGCAAGAUUCAUAUGGGACAGUAAAGGGAAUCAGAAGGAUCAAGUUAUUGAUGUAUAAUCUUUUUUUACCAUAGGUUGAAUCAUUUGUUAAAAUUAAUGCUAUUAGAUGCCUAUAAUGAGCUAUUUCUAAUACUAAAGCUUCUGUAAUAAUAACUAUUCUUCCUUUCUGGAUUUGGACACCUUAUCAAACAGAUUUCAAAGGUGAUGAAGGUAUAUAGCUAAUGCAGUCAAGAUUCAAAGAAUAUGCUCUCCACAUUUGAAGAUGACAAUCAUGUACCUGAAAUGAUCAUUAUGAGAAGGGGCUUUGAGUUUGAUCGCUUGUGGAUUCUGCUGGGAAUGUCAAGCUUACUAGCUCCUCUUUUGAAAAUUAUGUUGAUUAUGCAGUCACUAUAAAUUUGGAGAGUGGUUCAAUGUUGGAUUGGGCUAAAAUUUCGAUAGCAAGUUCUAGACGUACUUUUUCGUUCUGAAUGGUUGGACGAUUAAGAUAAGAUUUGGAGGGUGAAAUAUGGCUUGUGCGCGCAAAGUAGCUCUGGUUUUGUAAAUUUUUCAUUUUUUUGGUUCACAUUUAUUUGCAUUGGUGCUUGAUUGUUUUGACUUACUGUAAGCAUAAUUUGCGCAUUUAUUUGAGAUUCUCUUGUAUCUUUACUAUUAUAG
This is a messenger RNA of Arachis stenosperma, 5899 nucleotides long. Its product is annotated as putative disease resistance protein At3g14460. Bases 201 to 3842 code for a protein of 1213 amino acids. Gene Ontology annotation, molecular function: ADP binding. The transcript is spliced from 8 exons. Lineage: Eukaryota; Viridiplantae; Streptophyta; Magnoliopsida; Fabales; Fabaceae. The record is from RefSeq and is a predicted model, not a curated record. Gene Ontology annotation, biological process: defense response to other organism.